Messenger RNA from Ostrinia nubilalis (European corn borer), 852 nucleotides. Its product is annotated as trypsin delta-like. Lineage: Eukaryota; Metazoa; Arthropoda; Insecta; Lepidoptera; Crambidae. Gene Ontology annotation, molecular function: serine-type endopeptidase activity. The transcript has a single exon. Gene Ontology annotation, biological process: proteolysis. Bases 1 to 852 code for a protein of 283 amino acids. The record is from RefSeq and is a predicted model, not a curated record.
AUGAAGGCAGCCUGCAUCAUCCUGACCGUCCUCAUAGUAGUCGCCAUUAUGGCGGUCUGCAUCAUGGUGAAGUUCGCCACAGAAAUCACCGUGCAGGAGAAGAAACGGGAGUAUAUGUCUGGAGGAGGGGUCUACUCGUUCGCCAAGUCCAUGGGAGUGAUAUCCUUGACUGAUAAUUCCUCACAAUCCAUGUCAGAACGGUUCCCAUAUGUCGCUGCAAUAACCAGGAAUUCAUCCUCGACCUGGUCGUUUUCUUGCUUUGCCAGCGUUAUUUUAAUCAAGUGGGUGGUCACGUCAGCACAUUGCAGAAGGUAUGGGUCGACACAUAGAGUCUUAGUGUACUAUGAUUUCGUCAGAAACUACACUCAUACUUACCCAAUAUUGUUCUGGCGGCUACACGAGAAAUUCAACGCCAGUCAUCCGACUCCAAAAUACGAUAUUGCGAUCGCGAAAUUGAAUGUGGAUUUCUAUCCAUUCACAAUGAAGCCUUCUGUGUUUGAUGACAAGGGAGUCAAAGAAGCAGAAGCUAGCGUGUGGAAGACUGUAUCUACAAUGGAUAAGAAGAUGUAUUUGACGAAUGAUUUCGAUAAAUUUGAGGUGGCUGUGGUGUCGCAAACGCGGUGUUUCGAGAGCUACGGCGUGGAGUUGGAUGAGACGUUGAUUUGUGUGGACUUAUCAGACUACGAGGACUGUUUCAUUCAUGAAUUCGGGCCGAUAUACUCUGGUGAUAAAGUUGUGGGAGUACUAGCAGUGAAGCCUAGAGAUUGUGAUGUUAAAUUGGCUAUUUUCACGAAUGUCUCUCACUAUUCCAACUGGAUAUUACGGUCGACGCACACAACGUAUUACGGGUGA